This is a messenger RNA of Aureobasidium namibiae CBS 147.97, 621 nucleotides long. RefSeq lists its product as uncharacterized. The record is from RefSeq and is a predicted model, not a curated record. The transcript is spliced from 3 exons. NCBI's taxonomy places the organism in Eukaryota, Fungi, Ascomycota, Dothideomycetes, Dothideales, Saccotheciaceae. Bases 1 to 621 code for a protein of 206 amino acids.
AUGACCUCCCAGUUCUUCGAUAAUCUCGGACCGGUCGACAGCACGAUGGAAGUCUUCCAGACUGCGUUUGCUAAGAGCUCCGCUUUUUUCAUCUCUUUGGGUCUCCUCAUCGUGCUCUCACGCGUGUUCGUUCGGUUCACGACAGCCAACUACCGGGGCGCGCUGACCAACGACCAAAUCGCCUUGCUGGUCGUGGCCUCCGUGACCCUAGGCUUUGCACAUCUCUUUUUGUGUUGGGCAUACACAUCCCACGACGUGAAGGGGUUCACUACUGCACCCUCGAUCUAUCUGGCCGACCGAGGGUUCACUGUUGUCUUGAGAGGAGCCAUCAAUGUCGAGUCAGCAAGGAACCUAGCACAGUAUCCUCUCUGCCGUCUCAUCCUCUAUCACGCCGCCAUGCCUUCGGCUGCAGCAACUUGCAAGACUUUGCCGCACAUCAACACUGCACAUGAUCAGCACGCACCUGAAGCCUCGAAUUGUGUGCUGCAGGUUAUUGCUCGCGCUCUUAUCAGCUUGGAAGCUCAGUCCUCAGUCGAGAACAUUGCGAGCGAUGUGAUCGACAGAUACGACUUGGCAAAAUAUGGCUGUGCUGAAGCUACUACCAUUUCACCAACGACUUGA